AUGAAGACAGCCAUUCAAUUCUUAAAAGAUGAUCCUCUCUUUUUACUCAACCAUCUGUCUCUUAUCCAUACUCGGUCUACUUCUCUUGAUGUUCAACAGAGUACGGAGCCGGUGACACCAUCCUGUCAUCGCAAGACACAAAGUGCUGAUCUCUACAGCACGGUUGAACCCUCAGACACACAUCGACGCAACUCUGCUAUUCUGAGACCCCAUAUUGUGUUGCCUAAUCCACGCCACCAUGAUCACCGAAAAAGCCUAGAAAUUCCUCAUGAUUGGUUACUGCCUACACAUACCAUGGAAGAAAAGCAACAACAGAUACCUUCUCGCCACUUGGCUGCCUCUAAGCCUAUGAUACAGACCACAUUUCCCAAGAUUUCAAAUUCAACCCCUUUAUCUGCCGAACCUUCUGUGCCUAAACUGGGUCGAUCGCUCAGUGCAUCGACCGUGGUCAAGAAGAAAGCAUCUCAGCCGCCUACGAUCAUUAAUUUACGCGAUCGGGUUUCAUUUGAUGGCAUACAGCGCCCUGCUUCUAUUUCUUUAGAUACAAGAUCAUUACAUAGUAUAGAAGACAGUGCAGAAGAUCAAGAGGAGUUAAUGGGUGAUUUCUUGAUGGGAUUAAGCAAAUUGGAUGGCGAUGUGGUUGGAGCCAGAUCGGGUUCUUUCAAGACCUUUAGAAGACUUUAA
Molecule: messenger RNA, 684 nt
Organism: Gilbertella persicaria
Lineage: Eukaryota; Fungi; Mucoromycota; Mucoromycetes; Mucorales; Choanephoraceae
Exons: 1
Coding region: 1-684 (227 amino acids)
Source: RefSeq, a predicted model, not a curated record